AUAUUCCUGGACCAAAACCGCAUCUUGGCCAAGCGGUUUUAGGUCUGACCUACAGAAACCGCUUGGCCGAGGUGCGGUUUUGGCCUGACCUAUCAAAAUCGCACCAUGAAGGUGCGGUUUGUUUCUCCCAAACAAAACCGCACCCCCAAGGUGCGAUUUUGCCAUACAAACCGCACCUCCAAGGUGCGGUUUUGGUCAAUCAAUUUCCGACAUGUCAUGCAGAAUAACAGACGUAACAGGCGUGGGUCUGUAUGGGCCUGCAUGGUAGACAAAAACCACACCUCUAAGGUGCGGUUUUCAUCAGUGAUUUUGCCUAUAAAAGGCCUCCCGGAAAACCACUUCUCUUCACACAUCUCAUUCUCCCUUUUCAAUUUUCUGUUGUAGCUCUAUAUUUCUUUAGUAGUUUUGCGAUUAACUUUAACUCGUAAGUUUAUUUUGUAUUACUUUUUAUUGUUAUUUUUGAUUUUUAUGAUAUUAACUGAACUACGGUUUUAUCGCAGAUGGCAUUCCAAAAGUUCACGCUUGGCUUACGGUGGAAUGGUUACACGGAAGAGACCGGAAAGGGGGUCACCUACGUCGGUGGCAAUUUUCAGAAGAUAAAGGUCGCUACCAGACCGCUGCUUGAAGACCUCCAUCAAAUGUGCACUAACGUUACUUGCAUGGAUGGCACGAGAAGAGUUGAUCGUAUGGUGUACCGAUACCCAAACAGAGAAAGUGGGUCAUUGUGGCAUGAGGAAUAUCUCAUAACCACUCAGGAUGAGGUAGAUGCCAUGCUCGAAUUCAUGAGGUCUAACAAUCUUUCCAAAGCCGAGAUGUUCGUUUACACCGAGCCGGUCGUAGGCGUUGGAGGUCAUUCUGGACACGGUCAAACAUCUGGUAUCCAUGGUGGAGGUGAAUUAUAUGGCGAUCAUCCCUACCAAAGUUACCAUGAUCCUCAUUCAUAUUUUCAGUACCAAGAGCAAGGUGAAGAUCAUCAUCAAUCUUUCCCGUCAUAUGAAGAAGAAGUUCAACUGGACCUCCCCAACCAACCUCAGUACAACUUCCACUCAGGCAGCGGUAGUUUUCACAACUACCAUUAUGGAGCUGAUGAAGGUGCCUUUCAUGAACUGGAUCAGAUGGAGGAUGCCCUGCCAGCACCAGUCAGUGACCCCUCCGAUGAAGAAGGAGAGAACAACGUCAGUGCAGACAGCUUCGACCCUCUUGAAGGUGCUGAUGAUUCAGGACCAGAGUCAGACUCAACUAAUGAUGAUGAGGUGGCUCAUGACCGUGUACCAGUCCCCCACUACAAUCACAUUCCAGAUGACAAUUGGAUGGUCGACAGCGGCAUGGAGCCGCCAGAGGUCCCAAUAUGGGGUCCACUCACUGGGUUUAUGAAGGGCCAACAAUUUGGCUUGAAGAAGGAGGUGCGGCACGCCAUUGAAACAGAAGCAAUGACUCGGCAUUUUGAAUGACACACAACUCAUUCCAACACUAAAAGGCUCAUAGUCAGAUGUCGUAAUCAUCACGAGGGGUGCAAUGUUAGGAUUCGGGCCAUCAACAGCAAGAGACACGGCCACUGGGUCAUAUCCCGUGCGGUGAACACACACACACACACACAUGUGUGCCAUCCAUAACUUCCCAAGGCCAUCGACAGUUGAAAUCCAGGGUGGUUGCUGCGGCUAUCAAGCAUCUAAUUGAGCAAUAGAUCCGGACCUGAAGGAGAAAGUCAUAAUCGCUGACAUUGCAAGUCGUUAUGGUUAUAUGAUUAACUAUAAGAAGGCGUGGCAUGGAAAGAAGAAAGCUCUGGCCGCCGUCUUUGGUGAUUGGGAAGAAUCAUAUGCAUUCCUUCCCAGGUUAAUUUUGGCAUUGGAGGCGUCUAACCCUGACACGGUUUUCUCCCCUCGAUACCAAGAUGAAUAGAUACAACCCCCAGAGCCAGGUAACAAGCGCCAUUUCAGACGACUUUUUUGGGCAUUCAAGCCAUCUAUUGAUGGUUUUGGCUUCUGUGUCCCUGUCAUCCAAGUGGAUGGUACAUUCCUUACCGACAAGUACAAGGGCACUCUCCUGAUUGCUAGUGGGGCGGAUACAAACAGACAAGUAUUUCCUUUAGCCUUCCACGUUCAAGCACACAUCAGCCACGUCCAAGGAAGAAGGAAAACAGUUCUUUUUGGAAGUUGCUCUCCAGACGGUUGCUUACUACGGUGACUACCUCAUGGCUAUAAAUAGGAGGAGGGGUUGACAGAGAAAGGGUUCCCAAAACCAACACUUUGACACACAUGUCAAGUUUAUCCUUUACCUUUUGGUAUUGUGGAGCUCUCGCUGAAUCCUUGAUAGGAGCAAGAGUAGGAGUUGUGAGCCGUGUCUUAAUAAUCGUUGUCCGAAAAAGUUAAAAGUACAAUCAAUUCGAUUUCAACACAAGUUUUCUCACUAAAAACAAGUACGUUUAUUAAUAUUAACUACUAGCUAGCGCUAAAAUUUAAGAAAAUAAAACAUUAACAUGUAUGUGUAGCAUUUGUAGCUAUUGUGAUUUUGUCGAGCCAUGAUUAGUGAACGCAAAAUGCAUGAUUUGAUAAUUCGUACAACCAAACCACUAACCACAAAUUACGGGUUAACCAAAUUGUGCAUGAUUUGAUAUGUAACUUAGAGGUUUAAUCGCAACUCACAAAUCAAAGCCAACUACUACGAUUAAAUAAACUACAUACACUGUAUCUGAUCACAUGGCUCUCUACCCCAAACUUCAAAGUCCAUAUACAAAUCUAGGGCGCUUAGCUCUCAUAGGACGAAGUCGAGCAUCAUGUCUCCUAGAAAAUCCAACAUCAUUUUCCCUUAUAUAAAUGGUCGACAGAAAGAAUGGAACGAAAAUGAUAAGAGCUACAGAAAGUUCAAGGUUUGGCAAUAGAAUAAUUAAUAAUGUCAUAGUCGGGUCUCAUUCAAGAAGAGGAAACAAAGGAAGAAGCAAACGUAGAAAACAAAAUCAUGACACAAAUGCCAAGGUUGUAGAAAGUACCCGCAUGCUUGAGUAUAAGGACAGGGAAAUGAAAGGAUCAAAGGAAGGAAGAAAACCAUUGACAGACCAACUCACUACACUAUUUGGCACUGACUUUGAUCUAAUUUCCAAGAGAGAAAGAGAGAUGCGUGGACAUCAAGCACUUGUCAACUUUCCUUCGAUUGUUCAGAGAAUCCUUUACUCUAAUAUAGACUCAUUCAGUCAUUCCCUCUCUGGGCGAUUUUUCCCGCCACCUUCUUCCAACAUUCUGGGAUAUUUCCAAUUCCAUUUUCUUCUCUUACAUAAAAACUACACCAUUCAUCAUCGGGGAUAUAGAGUAAUUGUACACCAUCCUUCCUGGGCUAUUAUUUUCUCGUUCGACACCUCUCUAUCUAUAACUUAAUUAAUUAUGAAAAAACAG
Linum trigynum is the source of this 3386-nucleotide messenger RNA. NCBI's taxonomy places the organism in Eukaryota, Viridiplantae, Streptophyta, Magnoliopsida, Malpighiales, Linaceae. The record is from the annotation of a GenBank genome assembly.